AGCGGGGCCGGGGCCGGGCCGGGCCGGGGCAUGGAGGCGCUGUACCAGCAGACCAACCGGCAGCUCCACGAGGUGCAGUCGUACAUGGGGCGCCUGGAGACGUCCGACAAGGCCUCGGUGCACUCAGUGGAAAACGAGAUCCAGGCCAGGAUCGAUGACAUCUGCGGCAGCCUGCAGCGCCUGGAGGUCCUCUGCAGCAAGGAGCCCCCAAGCCGGCGCCAGAAUGCCAAGCUCCGUGUGGAGCAGCUCAAGUACGAUGUGCAGCACCUGCAGACUGCCCUCAGCAACUUCCAGCACCGGCGCCAGGCGCGGGAGCAGCAGGAGAGGCAGCGCCAGGAGCUGCUGGCCAGGACCUUCACUGCCAACGACUCUGCCACCUCCAUCCCGAUCGACGAGAGCCUGCAGUUCAAUGAGUCCCUGCAGAGUGCCCACCGGGGCGUGGACGAGCUGCUGGGCAGUGGCACCAGCAUCCUGCAGGGGCUGAGGGACCAGAGAGUCACACUGAAGGGCACGCAGAGGAAGCUGCUGGAUGUGGCCAACAUGCUGGGGCUGUCCAACACGGUGAUGAGGCUGAUCGAGAAGAGAGCCCUGCAGGACAAGUACCUGAUGGCCGGGGGCAUGCUGCUGACCUGCCUGCUCAUGCUGCUCGUCGUGCAGUACCUCACCUGAGCUGCCAGGCUGUGCCCAGGAGCCGCCUGCCGGCAGGAGGGGCUGCCUGGGCACUGCUCUCCUCCUACUGCCACAGAGCUGGGGAGAGCUGCUGGGGGAGCAGAGUUCCGGGGGGGCUGCAGCUGAGUCUCUGCUGCCCUCCCCUCGCUGCCCACAGCACCAGGGCCUGCUGGCAUGGGAGCCAGAAGGGGGCCUUGUUGCCCUGCUGUGCUGUCAGCGUCCUUUGGGCAGGCAGGGGCAAGGCCAGAGGCAGAGCAGAUGCCCUGAGCCUUCCCUCUGCCAGCUGCAAGGGACCUCUAUGGCUGCCAUCUGUGCUGGCACCGAGGAGCCACCCUGUGUGUGGGCAGAGAGGGGCAGCAGGUGCAGGGCUGCCAGCUGGAGGCUCUCAAAGGGCUGCUGGGGAAGGGCCUCGAGGCAUGGCCACAGCCUCAGCUCCUGCCUGUGCUCCCGCAGUGGUGCCCAGCACCAAGCUGCCUGCCCUGGCCUGGACUUCUCCUCUGAGCUUCUGGCACUUUCCAUCCCUGCUGAGUGCCGCAGUGGGGGCACAUGAAGCCUGUGCCACCUCCCUGCAGCCUGUGCCAGCUCAUCCAGCCUGAGCUGGUUCUGACUCUGUUGUGCUGUGGUUGUGUCCUGAGCUUCUCUGGGGGGCUCUGCUCUGCUGCACCAAAGCUGCAGCUCCUCACUCUGCUCCCACCCGAGGUGGGAAUGGGCCCAGGCCGGAGUGGGCUUAGCUGUUCCUCAUCCUGGGGUGACAGUGGGACCCUUCCUCUUGAAGGCAGCUGGCAGCCCUGGGCCCGAGGCUGUCCCUGCCCGGGGGGGCUGUGAGUGUCCCUCCUUGCCCUGGGGGCAAUCCUCAGAGCGCCUCGCCCCGUGCCCCAGCGGUGACCCCGCAUAAAGCUGUGCCCUCAGCCCUGGGUGCCCACAGUGCAUGCCCACAGCCCUGCCCAGCCUCCUCUCUCUGUGCCUCUGCUUCCCCUGCAGGUCUACGCUGGGCGCUGGGCUGGAGUGGCCCUGCCAAGCUUUUGCCCCUCCCCCCCCACACUUCAGUCUCCCCUCAGAUCCAUUCCCAUCAGCUGUGCCCAGGGCUGCAGUGGUUCCAGCCCUGGCACAGGGGCCCUGGCAUAGAGGUGCCCUGGCAGAUGGCCUCGAGCUGGAGUGGUGCUGGGUCUGUGGGCAGCAUCAGCUGAGCAGUGCCACAUCCUGGCACUGCUGCCCUCAGCUUUGCUCCGAGUCCCCAGGCUGGGCCAGGGCAGGCUGUGCUCGGGAGGAGCAGGUGCGAGGGGCUGCAGCCACAGCCACAGCUCCUCCAGCUCUGUGGCUGCUUUGGUGCUUGGUGCAGGUCCCAGGAGGUGCAGAGCCCAGAGCAGAGCUCACAACUGGAGCAGCUGGCACAGAGCACUCAGCACCAUACUGGGAAGCCAGGGCAGGAGCUGGGCCAGCGGUGGCUGCUGCCCAUGCCAAGAUGAGCCUGGGGGCACUCACUGGAGGAGAGCAGGAGGGUGUUCCCCACGGCCCUCUGGCAGCCCCUGCCCUGCUUCUCACUGCCUUUGAUGCUCUUCACCUUCAGCCUGCUGGGGGGGGGGCAGGGAGGCCUUCAGAGCCACUUUGAGCCUGAGGGAGCAGGAAUGAGAAGGAGCAGAGGAGGUCUGCAGUGAGGGUCCCCUCUGUGCUGGGGGUGCAGUGGGGGUCCCCCUGUUCCCCUGUUGUCUUUACCCCAAGGUGGCUGCAGCUCAUCCCAGCUGCCCAGCCUGGGCAGUAUCUCACCCCUGUGCCCUCUGCCAUGGUGUCAGGUGGGCACACUGCAGGGGCUCCCUGGCAGGUGGUGUGUUCUGUGAGCUGCUCCCCCGAGGCUGGUUUGGUGCUUGGAGGGCAGUGGGAGGUGCUCAGGGGCUGGGUGGUGGUGCCCUGCUGCAGCAGGGUUUGCCUGGCACCCAGCGGGACUCAGCUGCCUUGUGGUUGUGCCCUGGUUCUGAGGGGCCCCAGGCCUGGCACUGGAGGCCCUGUUUGUGCUUUCAGAGCCCCCCGGGCCUUGCACAGAGCCCUGCCCCUGCUGCCCGCUGAGGCCGAGGGUGGCUGAGCUGUGGGGCCUGCAGGAGCCACUUUGCUGCCUGGGGUUGAGAUGCUGCAGCCGCAGGCACGGGGGAGGUGCUGCAGGAGCAGCUGUGCUGGCUGGGACCGCCCUGGGCACCCUCCCUGGCACCGACCUGGGUCUCUGCUGUGGCACAGGAUGGAGCUGGCACCCUGCUGGCUUCACACCUGCUGCAGCUUUGUCUGUGCCCUUGGAGCUCUUUGGCUGCUGUCCCACAGGGCACUGCAGUUGGCCCUGCCACGGUACCAGCGUUGAUGCCAGGGGGGGCGAGAGGGGGUGGGGCCUGCCCGAUGGCAAUAAAGAUUUUUCCAGCAACCUGAA
Messenger RNA from Pogoniulus pusillus (Red-fronted tinkerbird), 3079 nucleotides. It is a transcript of the gene GOSR2, whose product is annotated as golgi SNAP receptor complex member 2. The transcript is spliced from 6 exons. Gene Ontology annotation, cellular component: ER to Golgi transport vesicle membrane; endoplasmic reticulum membrane; SNARE complex. Gene Ontology annotation, molecular function: SNARE binding; SNAP receptor activity. Lineage: Eukaryota; Metazoa; Chordata; Aves; Piciformes; Lybiidae. The record is from RefSeq and is a predicted model, not a curated record. Gene Ontology annotation, biological process: intra-Golgi vesicle-mediated transport; vesicle fusion. The coding region runs from base 31 to 669 and encodes 212 amino acids.